AAUUUAGUCCUUGAUGUUUGUUUAUUUUUUGCUGAUCAAAUGUCUAAAAACUUCUGUGAACCCUUCUGAAUGCUCCGAUUUCGCUGCAUUUUGAGCACUUCGAGGUCGAUCAUGUCUGGCGUCAAGGAGUUCGACUAUUUGGUGAUUGGUGGAGGAUCUGGAGGUAUCGCUUCUGCUCGGCGUGCUCGUGAAUUCGGAGUUUCCGUCGGGCUCAUCGAAUCUGGACGUCUCGGAGGAACUUGCGUCAAUGUUGGAUGUGUUCCGAAGAAAGUUAUGUACAAUUGCUCUCUCCACGCCGAAUUCAUCCGGGACCACGCUGAUUACGGAUUUGAUGUGACGCUUAACAAGUUUGAUUGGAAAGUGAUCAAAAAAUCGCGAGAUGAGUACAUCAAACGACUCAAUGGUCUUUAUGAGAGUGGACUGAAAGGAUCCUCAGUCGAAUAUAUUCGAGGACGUGCAACUUUUGCAGAAGACGGAACUGUUGAGGUCAACGGAGCGAAGUAUCGUGGAAAGAACACGCUCAUCGCUGUUGGAGGAAAGCCAACCAUUCCAAACAUCAAAGGAGCCGAACACGGUAUUGAUUCCGACGGAUUCUUCGAUCUCGAAGAUCUGCCAAGCCGGACCGUUGUCGUUGGAGCUGGUUAUAUUGCCGUAGAGAUUGCUGGAGUUCUCGCAAAUCUUGGUUCAGACACGCAUCUUCUUAUUCGUUACGAUAAGGUUCUCCGCACAUUUGACAAAAUGCUCAGCGAUGAACUUACUGCUGAUAUGGACGAGGAAACGAAUCCACUUCACUUGCACAAAAAUACUCAAGUCACAGAAGUAAUCAAAGGAGAUGAUGGUCUUUUGACAAUCAAGACAACGACUGGAGUCAUCGAAAAGGUUCAGACUUUGAUUUGGGCCAUCGGAAGAGAUCCACUGACAAAAGAGCUUAAUCUGGAACGUGUUGGAGUGAAAACCGACAAAUCUGGGCAUAUUAUUGUCGAUGAGUACCAGAACACAUCUGCUCCAGGAAUUUUGUCUGUUGGAGAUGAUACUGGAAAGUUCCUUCUCACACCAGUCGCAAUUGCUGCCGGACGUCGACUCUCUCAUCGUCUGUUCAAUGGUGAAACUGAUAAUAAGUUGACUUAUGAGAACAUUGCCACAGUGGUUUUCAGUCAUCCACUUAUUGGAACCGUCGGACUCACGGAAGCUGAGGCCGUUGAAAAGUACGGAAAAGACGAAGUUACCCUCUACAAAUCUCGCUUCAAUCCAAUGUUGUUCGCAGUCACCAAGCACAAGGAGAAGGCCGCGAUGAAGCUUGUUUGUGUCGGAAAAGACGAGAAAGUCGUCGGAGUCCAUGUUUUCGGAGUUGGAUCCGAUGAGAUGCUCCAAGGAUUCGCUGUUGCUGUCACAAUGGGCGCCACGAAGAAACAAUUCGAUCAGACUGUCGCGAUUCACCCAACUUCUGCCGAAGAGCUCGUUACUAUGCGAGGAGGUGUGAAGCCGGAAUAAUUUUUUAUUUAUUUAUUACAUUUUUAAAUUUGGAUCAAUUUCUUUUGACUUUCUUGUAGAUAAAACAUUGCAAAAUUUAAAA
This is a messenger RNA of Caenorhabditis elegans, 1573 nucleotides long. RefSeq names its product Glutathione reductase, mitochondrial (gene gsr-1). Gene Ontology annotation, molecular function: oxidoreductase activity; glutathione-disulfide reductase (NADPH) activity; flavin adenine dinucleotide binding. Lineage: Eukaryota; Metazoa; Nematoda; Chromadorea; Rhabditida; Rhabditidae. The coding region runs from base 70 to 1491 and encodes 473 amino acids. The record is from RefSeq and is marked reviewed. Gene Ontology annotation, biological process: glutathione metabolic process; cellular oxidant detoxification; cell redox homeostasis. Gene Ontology annotation, cellular component: mitochondrion; cytoplasm. The transcript has 5 exons.